Molecule: messenger RNA, 2843 nt
Organism: Monopterus albus (swamp eel)
Lineage: Eukaryota; Metazoa; Chordata; Actinopteri; Synbranchiformes; Synbranchidae
Product: porphobilinogen deaminase
Exons: 14
Coding region: 180-1256 (358 amino acids)
Biological process (GO): heme biosynthetic process
Cellular component (GO): cytoplasm
Molecular function (GO): hydroxymethylbilane synthase activity
Source: RefSeq, a predicted model, not a curated record
AAGGAAAUUGCGUCUAGUCGGUCCAAUGACAUGAAAGGUUACGGAUUAUUUACACGGAAGCUGAAAGUGAGGAGCUCUCAGACUAUUUCCAAGGAUUUCAUAAUUCUUAAUGGACUCGGUGUUCAGCAAAACGCGCUGUUAAUUCAUAGAGCAUCGGCAGAGUGAAGCGAAUCACCGACAUGGCGGUGGAAGCAAAUUCUCUGGACGGCAAUGGCAAGGUUUGUCGAAUCAUCCGGAUCGGAACCCGCAAAAGCCAGCUGGCUCGCAUCCAGACUGACAGCGUGGCUGACAAGUUGAAAGAACUGUACCCUGACGUCCACCUGGAAAUAGUUGCUAUGUCAACGACAGGAGACAAAAUCCUUGACACAGCUUUAUCAAAGAUCGGAGAGAAGAGUUUGUUCACCAAGGAGCUGGAGAACGCUCUGGAGAUGAACGAGGUCGACCUGGUUGUUCACUCGCUGAAAGACCUUCCCACCGCUCUGCCUCCAGGGUUCACCAUCGGAGCCGUGCUCAAGAGAGAGAACCCUAAUGACGCAGUGGUUUUACACCAGAAACACGUAGGGAGAACUCUUGACACCCUGCCAGAAAACAGUGUAAUCGGCACUAGUUCACUGCGCCGCGCCGCUCAGCUGAAGAAGAGAUUCCCCCACCUGGAAUUUAAGGAUAUUCGUGGCAACCUGAACACACGUCUGAAGAAACUGGACGAGAAGGAGGACUUUGCUGCCAUCAUCCUGGCUGCUGCCGGCCUCAGGAGGAUGGGCUGGGAGAACCGCAUCAGUCAGACCCUGGAGCCUGGCGACUGUAUGUACGCUGUUGGCCAGGGGGCUCUGGCGGUGGAGGUCCGGGCUAAAGACACAGACAUCCUGGAGAUGGUUUCGGUCCUCCAUGACCCUGACACCGUGCUGCGCUGCAUAGCUGAGAGAGCCUUCCUCAAACGCCUGGAGGGGGGGUGCAGUGUUCCAGUGGCUGUACACACUGAAGUGAAAGACUCCCAGCUCUACCUGACGGGGGCCGUGUACAGCCUGGACGGAUCAGACAGUCUGAAGGACACCAUGCAGACUAGCAUCACUGCUGCUGAUAAGAGCCUGGAAGAGGUGGAUGAGCGGGUCCAGCGAGUGGGAGUCACGGCCACCAAGAUCUCAGGUGAGGUCAAAGCCCGUGCGGAGCGGCUGGGGGUCGACCUGGCCGACCUGCUGCUGAGCAAAGGAGCCAAGGAGAUCCUGAUGGUGGCCAGGCAGCUCAACGACACCAGAUAAUCCUCCUCUGCUGAGGGGCAGGGGCUCUUAGAGUGCAGUCACACACAGCCUUGUGUCAAGUAAAAACUUGACUUCCUUUUCAUAUGCACACAUAUUUGUUUCACGUUUAACUAGAGCAAACAGUUCCAGACAGUGCAGAAACGUCCUGUAGCACCAGGUGGGCUCAGUCAGCAGCACAUAAAAGGCUGGGGAUUUCAAACACUACUUGGACAAAGUUGUGCUUAGUGGGGUCCUGCAUCUUGUUCAGAGUCGCUGCUGGAGGUGUUUGCAGCCUGCUCUUACACUCAGUAGUUCACAGAACCACCUCCUGAGCUGAGCAGAACCCCGCCUCUCUGGGAAACAAAACAGCCUUCACACCUAAUAUUAUCAUCAGUAGAUCACGAGUGUCACUAUAUUAAAUGCAAUGGUAGUGAAAUUCAGCUUUCUCAAAUAUUUUCCCCCAAGAAGGUUUCAUCCAUGUCUACCAUUGUCUAGCAGGUAACAAAGAGAAGUUCCAGUAGUCUCUCUCAGCUGCUACUCAUUUAGAAAAGCUGAAUUUGAUGGGGCCAAAUAUGAGUUUUUCAACACCUGGUUGAACCAGUUUCUAGUUGGGAGUAGGUCCUGCUGCACUGAAACGGGGCUUCUUUAGAUGUGAAACCUGAGAAAUGUUAAAUUCAGUCCCUCAUUCAUCAGCUCUAAUCCACCAUCAUUAUAACUGACUUUGCUGAACCUCAUGUUCACAAGUACUUGCUCUGGCCCUAUCCAUUGCCGCCAUUGUCUAUGGAAAAGAGUUUUAUUGUUAAAACAAAAGAACUUUUUCCAACAUAAUCUUUAUUCAGCUCAUGUUGAAUGUAACGUUUCCAGAUUUACCAGGUUUUAACUGAGCUAGCUACCUGUACUACAGAGAGAUUAAAUUUAGUAUAUCUGAUGUAUAAACUGAAAGGAGCAUUUAGUUUUAUUGCACAUGUGGCACAGCUAGUGACACUAAGUUUGUACAGCUUCAUGUGUUCAUGUCACUGGAGCUCCAGGCCCACAGCAGCCCUGUGCUGUUCUGCUCUAAGUUGAAAUGUGCACUGAGCUGCUGUAGAGCUACACUUAGGCCUGUUUAUGCUUGGCUAAUAUUGCAUCUUCAAAACAUGGAUGCAAAAUCAGUAAAAAUAGGUUUCAGCACGACACGAGGUGCAACUGAGUUUAUGUUUAAGUGUAAAUGUCGUAUUUGGCCUUUUUAAGGAGGAAAGGGCAUGAAGGCAGACCUACUAACUGUAGGUUGAGUUGUCAUACAGAAGAAGCCAAACAGACCUUAUCUAAAUAUCACAGAUUAAUACUACUGUCACGCUCCUUACACUCUUAAGAAAGUGGCCAUUAUAGGCUUUUUCAUGCUGACAAUACUUGUAUGUAGUGUUGUAGUAUAAACACAACUUCAACAUUUUAUCAGGUUACAUCAUUUGUUUAUAAAACUAUUAAACAUUUGCUGUAAUGCUCUAUUGCAAGAUGCUGUGCUCCACAUCAUGACUGAAGUGCUUGCCAGAGCAGUAAGUGCUCAAACUUUGUGGCUACCUAUCGGAAUAAACACGUCUGGACUGCUGCUGUUUUUCUUUAUUGUAGUUU